Molecule: messenger RNA, 795 nt
Organism: Solanum stenotomum
Lineage: Eukaryota; Viridiplantae; Streptophyta; Magnoliopsida; Solanales; Solanaceae
Exons: 1
Coding region: 1-795 (264 amino acids)
Source: RefSeq, a predicted model, not a curated record
AUGGGAGAUCCUGCAAACACCUCUUCUGAGACUCAAGUUCCCAUUCUUGCUGGAACUAAUGCAGCCUCUCUUCUCAUAAAUUCUUCUCAUCCUUUUUUUAUUUCUCCUUCUGAUUCUCCUGGUAUGUUGUUAGUUAAUACAGCUUUUGAUGGCAAGAGUUUUGGGGGAUGGAAGAGAGGCAUGCUCAUUGCCUUGACUGCGAAAAAUAAGUCAGGUUUUAUUGAUGGAUCAACUCAUGAACCUACUGUUGGUACAGACCUGCACAAUGCUUGGUUGAGAGCAAACAACAUGGUAAUUUCCUGGCUUUUGAACUCUCUUUGUAGAGAAAUUUCUGAAAGUGUUAUAUACUCUUCCACUGCUAAAGAUUUGUGGGCAGAAUUAGAAGCAAGGUUUGGACAAAGUUCAGGUGCUAAGCUUUUUCAGCUUCAAAAGGAACUAAGUGACCUUGUUCAGGGCUCAUCUGAUGAUAUUGCGAUUUAUUACACUAAGAUGAAGCGUCUUUGGGAUGAAUUGGAUGCUUUGGAUUUUUUCAUUCCAUGCAAUUGCGCUUGUUCUUGCGAAGCAAAGGAAAAGAACAUUAAGUCCAAGCAAGAUGAACGAUUAGUUCAAUUUUUAAUGGGACUUAAUGAUUCUUAUUGUGCACCUAGAGGUAAUAUACUCAUGAUUUCACCACUCCCUUCUAUCCCUAAUGCUUAUGCAUUGUUGAUGCAAGAGGAGAAGCAAAGGGAGGUCCAGAAUACACCAAAAUUUCCUGGUGAAUCUUCUUCACUCAUCGCUGACAACGGACAAAGAUAA